Molecule: messenger RNA, 945 nt
Organism: Colletotrichum fioriniae
Lineage: Eukaryota; Fungi; Ascomycota; Sordariomycetes; Glomerellales; Glomerellaceae
Source: RefSeq, a predicted model, not a curated record
AUGAACAACACCGAACAGUCAUUUGUUAAAGACGACGGCAUAUCUGUGGAAGCGCUGCCCCUCCGUCAGGUUGAUAUGGACGACAACCUGCGCAUCUGGCGUAGCUUCCAGUUCGGCGACCUCUUUAACCUCAUCAUGCUCGACACCCGAAACUACGAUCGCUCCAUCACCGACCUAUACUGGAACACAGGCUACAUUCAUACCAUUAGUGAUGAUACCAGCCGCUCGCUGAUGGGUUCUCGCCAAGAGAACUGGUUCUAUCGUCAGCUCAAAGAGUCAGCCUCGACAACACGAUGGCGUGUCGUUGGUAACCAGGUGGUCUUCAGCAAGAUGAACCAGAGCAUUUCCAAUGGACCCAAGAACCCGUUCAACUACGACCAGUGGGACGGUUACGCUGCUAACCGAAACCGGACGCUCAAGACGCUCUAUGAUAACAGGAUCGACAACACAGUGUUCUUGGCCGGCGAUAGUCAUGCAUCAUGGGUCAGUGAUCUUGUCUGGCUUGGUGAAAAGGACUACAAUUCGGAGACUGGGGCCGGCUCCAUCGGGGUUGAGUUCGCCGGCACAGCCGUCACCUCGCCCUCAUCGGCGGGUCAGAACAUCACCCAAGAGAAAGCUCUCAAAAGAAGCGCUUGGAUGACAGCUGCGAACCCAGAGCUGCAGUGGCAGGAGUAUUACUACCGCGGCUACUUUGAGAUGACCAUCGACUACGACGCAGUCAACGCUACCUUCUUUGGGUUGCCCACUUACGCCACGAGGAAUGGACUCGAGAUCGCGCUGGCAAAUUUCACGGUCCUUGCUGGGCAGAACAAGCUACGGCGCCCUGUUGGUGGAGGCAGCGUGGAGUUCGGGAACCUGAAGGGCGGCGUCACGAAGCAGACUAACUUGACCAAUGACACCAACACUGGAGAAUGGUCCGUAAUUCAGAGUUCGAACUUAGGCUAG